GGAUUCGGACAAGCCUGCCACUGUCCCGGUCAUUAAGCCGCAUAACAAACCAUUCAAACUUGGAACCGGUCGCCAUAAGCCACCGCAGCAUCCGACCCAGCAGCUCAGCCUCAUCCCCUUCACAGCGCCGUAGCCGCAGCCGCAAGCUCGACAUCAACAUGGCCUGGCGCAGUUCGGGAGUCACCAACAGGGACCUGGUGGAAAACCUCUGGCGGCACCAACUGAUCACCCACCCGGACGUGAAAGCAGCCUUUCUCAAGGUCGACCGCGCACACUACGCCCCUUCCUUCCCCUACGACGAUUCCCCGCAACCAAUCGGGCACGAAGCGACCAUUUCCGCGCCGCACAUGCACGCCGCCGCAGUGGAAAAACUCCUCCCCUUCAUUGUGCCGUCCGAAUCCAACCCGGCCCCGCGCGUGCUGGACAUUGGGUCCGGGUCCGGCUACCUAACCCACGUCAUGGCUGAACUAGUCGGCGACGCUGGCGGGACGGUCACGGGCGUCGAGCACAUCGCACCGCUGCGGGAUCUCGGCGAGAAGAAUGUCGCCAAGUCGGCCAGGGGAAGGGAGUUUCUUGCGUCGGGCCGUGUGAGGUUUAGAGUGGGGGAUGGGAGGAAGGGGUGGGUGGAGCCGGGCGAGGAGGGCAGGAAGUGGGAUGCGAUUCAUGUCGGGGCGUCGGCGGCCGAGGUGCACCCGGCGUUGUUGGAGCAGUUGAACGCGCCGGGGAGGAUGUUUAUCCCUGUUGAUGAUGACGGGGCGGGGUGGGAUCAGCAUGUGUGGUGUGUUGAGAAGGAUCGGGAGGGGAGGGUAAGGAGGGAGAAGUUGUUUGGGGUCAGGUAUGUGCCGUUGACGGAUCCUCCGAAGAAGUGAGCGGGGUGGGAGGCGGGUUUGUUUGUUUCUGGGGAGGUGGGAAAUGGCUGAGCGAGGAUUAUUUGAUUCAAGUUGAUUGUCAGUGGCAACCUGGCAAAGGUUGGCGGAUGAAAUAGGUCUACACUACACGCUCUGUCUAGCCUGGAUCGGAGCGUAAAAGUUGAAUCUGCCUUGAGGGUCGUAUUUCGCCUUCAGCCGUCGCAGCUUCUCCAGCCGCCAGGGCUCAUGGCCGUACAACUCUGGCAAGCUUUCGUCACCGGAGGCGUAAUUGACGUAGGCGUUGAGGCGCCCUUCUCCGCUCCCUUCCACUAGCACCCGCCUGACCUCCCUGGACGCGGCAAUCAUGUCGUUCGAGUACGAUGGAUCCCUGUAACUGAGCAACGGCGCACUGGCGACAGACUCAAGGUCAAUGGUGGCUAGCCAGGAACAACACAA
Messenger RNA from Canariomyces notabilis, 1304 nucleotides. RefSeq names its product protein-L-isoaspartate O-methyltransferase. Gene Ontology annotation, molecular function: protein-L-isoaspartate (D-aspartate) O-methyltransferase activity. Gene Ontology annotation, cellular component: cytoplasm. The coding region runs from base 159 to 869 and encodes 236 amino acids. Gene Ontology annotation, biological process: protein modification process. The record is from RefSeq and is a predicted model, not a curated record. The transcript has 2 exons. NCBI's taxonomy places the organism in Eukaryota, Fungi, Ascomycota, Sordariomycetes, Sordariales, Chaetomiaceae.